CUUUUCCAAUCUGCAAAGACUCUCCCUACUUCUCAACCCUUCUCUCUUUCUCCUCCAGGCCCGUUUUGACCAGAACUGCACGCACACAGCAACUAGCCAGUGCAUAUCCUUCUCCUUAGCCUCUAUCACCACCCCCCGUCACUCUUCCAACUAUCUUUAUUCAUCAAUCCUACUUUGGUGUUUGUUGACUUUUUGUCGCAACAAAAAAAGCCUCCCCUUUACACCUAUAGUUCCAGAUUAAAGCUACCUUCACAAUGCCUAACGGACACGUUGACAACGCGAUAGGUAUCGCCAAUUUGCCAAACCAGAGGCACAAGAUCGUGGCCAAAAGAGGCGCUGCUUUCACUAUAAUGGUUGUUGGAGAGAGUGGUCUCGGAAAAACCACUUUCGUGAACACAUUGUUUAGUACUACUAUAAAAAACUAUGCUGAGCACCGCCUCCGUCACAAGAAGCAGAUGGACAAGACUGUCGAGAUUGCGAUUACCAAAGCUGAGCUCGAGGAGAAGUUCUUCAAAGUCCGCCUUACUGUCAUCGAUACACCUGGUUUCGGAGACUAUGUCAACAACCGCGAUUCGUGGAUGCCCAUCAUUGAGUUCUUGGAUGACCAGCAUGAAUCCUACAUGCUUCAGGAGCAACAGCCCCGUCGUACCGAUAAGAUUGAUCUUCGUGUUCAUGCUUGUCUUUACUUCAUCAGGCCUACCGGUCACACCUUGAAGCCCCUGGAUAUCGAGGUUAUGAAGAGGCUGUCUUCGCGUGUCAACUUGAUACCGGUCGUUGCCAAGGCUGAUACACUCUCCCCUGCCGACCUAACUACCUUCAAGCAGAGGAUCCGAGCCGUCAUCCAGGCGCAGGGUAUCAAAAUUUACCAGCCACCAAUUGAGGAGGAUGAUGAGGCUGCUGCGCUCCAUGCCCGUAGCUUGAUGGCUGCUAUGCCAUUCGCUGUCAUUGGAAGUGAGAAGGACGUAAAGACUGCCGAUGGCCGCGUUGUUAAGGGUCGCCAAUACUCAUGGGGUGUCGCUGAAGUUGAGAAUGAAGACCAUUGCGAUUUCAAGAAGCUACGCAGCAUUCUUAUUCGUACCCACAUGCUCGACUUGAUUCACACAACUGAGGAGCAACACUAUGAGGCGUACCGUGCACAGCAGAUGGAGACCCGCAAGAUGGGAGAGGCUCGCCCCCGGAAGUUGGAUAACCCCAAGUUCAAGGAGGAGGAAGAGAACCUCAGGAAACGAUUCACUGAGCAAGUCAAGAAGGAGGAGGCUAGGUUUAGACAAUGGGAGCAGAAGCUCAUUUCAGAACGCGACCGCCUUAACAAGGAUCUGGAGAGCACACAUGCAGCUAUUAAGCAACUGGAAAUGGAGUUGGAGGGUAUGCAGGGUGGUGUUGCUAGAAGCCAUGGCAGGCGUUAAAGUGUUGUGCCUUAUUUAGAUAAGCAGUGAGGACCGAGAGCGAAACGGCGUGUCAAAAGUCUGUUUCAAGAUGGGGAUAAUUUUAUCACCGGACAAUAAUCAUUGUUUAUCAUACCUACAACAUCUCUCCUACGUUAUACGAUAUUAGCUCCUUGUUCUCUGAUCGGUGGAAUCCCACUUCCUUUGUAUCCUUUUCACUUUGGCCUCAACUUCUUUUUUCUUUUUUCUUCCAUCUCUUCAACCUUAGCUUCCAACCACCUUAUCCAUUUGUAGUUCUCCCAAUUUCCAGGGCUCUCUCUCUCUAUAUAUCUCUCUUUAACAAUGACACUCCACCUUUUCUUACCACCUCU
Molecule: messenger RNA, 1756 nt
Organism: Tuber melanosporum (Perigord truffle)
Lineage: Eukaryota; Fungi; Ascomycota; Pezizomycetes; Pezizales; Tuberaceae
Exons: 7
Coding region: 255-1406 (383 amino acids)
Biological process (GO): cytoskeleton-dependent cytokinesis
Cellular component (GO): cell division site; septin ring; cytosol
Molecular function (GO): GTP binding; molecular adaptor activity; GTPase activity
Source: RefSeq, a predicted model, not a curated record